Hyaloscypha bicolor E is the source of this 2929-nucleotide messenger RNA. RefSeq lists its product as uncharacterized. Bases 30 to 2876 code for a protein of 948 amino acids. NCBI's taxonomy places the organism in Eukaryota, Fungi, Ascomycota, Leotiomycetes, Helotiales, Hyaloscyphaceae. The transcript is spliced from 6 exons. The record is from RefSeq and is a predicted model, not a curated record.
GCAAUUCAGAGUAAUGGUUGCUUCCGAAAAUGUCCACUCUUGAAAACCACUUCAAGCAAGUUCUGGCCGAAUUCAAAAAGCGCCUCAAGCCUGAUGAGCUGGCCAAAUUUGCCUUUACGAGCCUCAAUGAUCUCGAAUUGGCGACGAAGGAUCUGCAAGAGAAGCAGAAAAAAAACAAGACAAAUCAGAAUCUCACCAGGAUUCAACCUUUCCUCCAAGCAAUGAUGCAAUAUAAGGAGGUUAUCGAAGUCUUUUUGAACGCUUCUUCAAUGCUUUCCUUUAUUUGGGGGCCAAUGAAAUUCAUGCUCCUAACUGCAAGUAACUGGGCCAAGUCAUUCGACAUACUGCUGGACGCGUACAAACAGUUGGCGGAAAACUUCCCUCUUCUGAUGCAAUACCGUUCAAUGUUCCAAGAUAAUGAACAUAUGAAGAAAAUUCUGGUCUGGAUCUAUGAAGACAUCUUGAAAUUUCAUCUUCGUGCUUUGAGAGUAUUCACUCAGCCAGCGUGGCGGCAAUUCUUCAAUGCCACGUGGAAAGACUUCCAAGAAAGCUCCAAACCAAUCUUGGAUGAUAUAAUUCGGCACCGAGAAUUAAUUGAGAGGAAAACGAACCUGGUGGAGAUCCAAGAAUCACGCAAUGCUCGCCUUCAGUCACAGGCAUCAUUUACUGCUCUUGAAAGGGAACAGAACCUAGCCAAAACCCUUGCGGUAGUCAACUGGCUUUCGGCGGCUGAUGCAGCUUUGGAUCAAGAAGAGUUCGCCAAUAAACGACAAUAUACUCCCGACAGUGGUCGUUGGAUUCUGAAGGAGCCGAAGAUUAAGGACUGGUUUGAUCUAGCUGAUUCAUCCGUACCCAUCUUCUGGUUAAGUGGUAUUCCUGGUGCUGGCAAAACCAUUCUUGCAUCGCUCAUUAUUGAAGAGUGCUUGAAACUGCCCGAAUCAAAAAAAGACGAGCUGUCGUUGGCAUAUUUCUAUUGCAGAGACCAGGAUAGCCAGAGGAACAAGUUUAUAAACGUGGCACAAGCGAUGCUAUCUCAGCUGCUUCGACAAAACCCGGAAAUCCUGGCGUACCUUUAUGAAGAAUGCUUAAAAAGUGCUAGAGUGACUCUGGCAUCUCCGCAGGACUGCGUCAAGCUCCUCAAUACUGUUCUACAGGCUGUACCCAAAACCUUCAUCGUAAUUGAUGGAAUUGACGAGUGCGAACAAAAAGAAAGAAGAGCUAUCCUCAAUUUCUUUGUCUCUGCAAUCAACGGUUGUGAUCCAGGGAAGAUCAGGGGCUUAUUCGUCAGCCAAGAACUCAGCGACAUCAAGACGGCUUUGCAUAAUCCAGAAACCUUGCGUUUGAAUGAGGAGAAUAGCAAGGCUGACGUCAAGAAUUACGCUACCAGGCGGGCAGCGGACAUCCAAGAGAGAUUUAAACUAAUGUCUGACGAGGCAAGGGACCACAUCGUGGAAUUAGUUUGUGAAGGACACGAUGGCAUGUUCCUUUUUGCAAAACUUGUGCUUGAAAAUCUCUUUGGCCAGCAAAGCCUGGAAGACGUCUACAAGGAGAUGCACCCGGACAUAUUCCCUCGAGGAUAUGAACAAGCAUACGCACGUAUUGUGAGCAGGAUAUUUGAGAAUCCCAAUCCGGGAGAACGAAGAACAGCACGGCAGCUACUUAGCUGGAUUACAUGCACAAGGCGCCCACUGAAAUGGCAAGAAAUUCAGGGAGCAGCCUCAAUCGACGUAGAGCAAGGCUUUGUCAACUUUGCAGGUCGUCAAUUUCCCGACCAUGCACGGGAUAUAUGUGGGUCAUUAGUGGAAGUGCUGCCAGGAAACAGAUUCUCUCUGGUCCAUAAAACUGCUCGCCAGUACCUUAUCCACAACAAGUUAAUCGACGAGCAUAAAGUGGAGCUUUUACUUGGAGUGCUUUGCAUGAAAUACCUCACAUUCGAAUGUUUCGAUGCGACCAUUUCAGAAGACGAGAUGCGAAGCUUCUUGGUGCAAGGCUACUAUGCAUUCCUCGAUUACGCCAGCCUGCAUUGGAACCAUCACCUCGAGGCAGCGAUUCGCUUCCUAGAUGCAGAUGACUUGUGCCAUUCAGCCGACCUUGGCAUAGCAAUCAAUGAUUUCUCCGAAAUGUACGAUCCAGGGCCAAUGGAAUCAAGUGAUGCACGGAAAGAAUACGCCCAACAAUGUAAAUCGAUUGAGAAGGCAGAUUACUAUGACCCUCUUUUAUCGCUUCUCUACCAUACCAAAACCAGUCGCCUCGCCGAGGAGAAGCUGGAAGCGCUUGGGUCACUAGGCGUAAUCAUCGCUCGAGUUCGUACUAUGCUCGAAGAGUUGCAUGUUUCGACAAGUGACCAACCUGUCCCAAUACCAGGUCACCCUGUCGCUCAGAAUCCGAAAGACUUCUACGGAGACAACUGGUACAAAUGUUCCCGACAUGCCUGCUACUACUUCCACGAGGGCUUCGCAAGUGAGCGAGGCCUGCUACAACACACCAACCGGCACGAGAAACCAUUCUGCUGCACUGAAAUCGGCUGUACCAGAAUGUACAUCGGCUGGGCAACACAAAAGGAGUUGAAAAAGCAUAUGAGCCAAUACCACCCCGAUCCACAGUCUUUUGCUUGGAAGUUUCCUCACGUCAAGAAGCCUCCUUCGAUUGUUCAAUGCAAUCUCUGCCCGAAACAGUUUACCAGAGCCAACAACCUCAAGACACAUCAGCUUAGGGAACACGGCAAGGAACGACCUUUCAUUUGUGCAACGUGCGGAAAGGGGUUUGUAAGGAAGUACGAGUGUGACCGUCAUGCAGGUACGCAUGCAUCCAAGAGUACUGAGUGCACUCAAGCCUCUGAAGGCGAUGAGUUACUGGGGUUUGAAGAACAAGUUUGAUCGGAGAGGUCGCAUUUGUUCAUCAAUCGGGUAUGUGAAUACCUCGGGGGGGG